AUGUACCAAAAGCUAUUCCUGAUUCUAUUGUUGUUCGUGUGCACGGUGCUGUCGCGGCCUAACGUCGCGGGACCAGUAAAAGGGGCACUACCGCGGCCCUUGAAGAAAAGUAUCUCCUUGUUCUCCUUCUCCGAUGACUCCCCAGUGUGGGGCAAUUGCCCCGAUGGAUUUCAAAUGGACGUGAACGGCGUCUGCCGAGAAGUUUGGUACGAGGAUUAUGAUAAUUAG
Messenger RNA from Spodoptera littoralis (African cotton leafworm), 228 nucleotides. Lineage: Eukaryota; Metazoa; Arthropoda; Insecta; Lepidoptera; Noctuidae. The record is from the annotation of a GenBank genome assembly.